AUGGAGACAGAGGACUUCAUGAAAUCCCUACACGGUUGUCAGUUUUUCUCCAAAAUCGAUCUGCCAUAUGCCUAUCUUCAAAUUCCAUUACAUCCAGAUUUGCGGGGAUUUACGACGAUCAAUACACCGUGGAGAUUGUUCCAGUACAAUUUCCUCCCGUUCGGUUUGCAUGUAUCAUCCGGAAUCUUCCAGUCCACAAUAGACAAUGUUUUGUCUAAGUUACGCGAUGUUCUGACAUAUCAGGACCAUGUGAAGAUGUUUGGAACAAAGAAGGAAGCACAUGAUAACAAUUUGAAGAAAAUUCUCGAACGAUUCAUGGGGAAAAAUGUGCGCAUCAAAUCAUCUAAGUGCAUGUUUGGAAUGAUGGAGUUGGAGUUCCUGGGAUUUACCGUCUGUUCCAAAGUAUAUCGACCGGAUCCGAACCGAUUCAAACUUCUGGUGAAUAUCAAAUCCCCAAAAGAUCAAAAUCUUCUACGAUCGAUUAUGGGAUGCUUUCGGUAUUAUUCACGAUUUAUUCCUAAUUUCGCCACCGGGGCCCAUCCGUUGUUUGUCACGUAA
Molecule: messenger RNA, 558 nt
Organism: Echinostoma caproni
Lineage: Eukaryota; Metazoa; Platyhelminthes; Trematoda; Plagiorchiida; Echinostomatidae
Source: the annotation of a GenBank genome assembly